Molecule: messenger RNA, 2655 nt
Organism: Lolium perenne
Lineage: Eukaryota; Viridiplantae; Streptophyta; Magnoliopsida; Poales; Poaceae
Source: RefSeq, a predicted model, not a curated record
GCCCAGUCCUGCGUUCCAAUGUACGGACCCGAUCCCCAUUUCUCGCCUCAUCUCUUCCCCAUCCCGUCCUCCAACCUUGCCUGAUUUCCCCGGCGUCUGCGUAGAUAGGAAUCCAACGGCAACUGCUCGCCGGAGCUGGCUACAUCCUCGUCCAUGGCGGCUGCGUCCUUGGCUGCGGCGGGGGUGUCCACGUUGGUGCCGGCUACAUUUUUGCAGCGUCGGCGACAUCCUCGCAAUUCCGGCGAACAUCCUCGCGGUUGCAACGGCAUCCUCGCUGAUUCAUGUACAUUCUUGCGGCAAGAGGCUGCAUCCCCGCGGUGUCGUCCACAUCCCUGAGGCGCAUCGUCGCGGCGUCAGUGACAUCCUUCGUGGGUCGGCCACAUCCCCACGGCGUCGCCCACCUCUCACCCUACAUUCCUGCGGCCUCGGCUAUUAAAUCUCUUGAUUUUUUCAGUAUAGAGGCCAAAGCGGCAGAACAGGUCGUCAAAGUGUGCAUGAGGACACAGUCCAUUGGGAAGUGCAUCUUCAGCUCGUCUCUGCUGCCUGUAUGUGGAGGUAGAACAGCCCUUGUCACAGUUGAUUCAAGUAAAUCAACUAUUGAUGAGGGUUGCUGGAGCGUUGCUACCUUUUUACCGCGACAACAAGGUUAUGGACAAGAGAAGAGAAAAUGAUAGCUAUUGCUAGCCAUAUUGGUUUGUCAUAUCACGCCUUAAACAUGUACGGUAAAGAGUGUUAUCCAACCGUAGCUGGAGCUAGGCAAGCGGCGAGUACUUUCUUUCCUUGAUAGUUGUCAAUUAAUGAAGCCACCAUAUAGUGCAAACUUCUGUUGCUGUGAGAGCACAAUAGUUGCAAUAUGUAACCAUCGAAACUUGGAAUCAUAGACUAGUAUAAACAGUACAUACCUUAAAAUGUUCACACCAUGGUUGAUUUCAUCAUCGCAAUAACAUGUGGCUAUCUUUGGCUUUGUUGUAUAUAACUUUAACAAUUGUGAGCUCCGGUCGAUGGUGUUGGUGGACAGAAGGUCAUUUCUUGUUUUCUUCAAUCUUCAGUAAUCACAUCGCCAUUCAGGUUUUUCUUUUUUACACACCUAAUAACUGUCAACUCUUCUAUACUUAGAUGUUAUGCACCAGCAAGUUACUCUUACUUCUCAUUUGAAUUAUAACCUGGAUGUUACUUUCUUCUAGUAGCUGAACCUGUUGUAAAGUUACUGUCUGCCCAAUUCCUUCUAGUGCACUAUGUACUUAAUUUGUAUUAGAAAUUAUUGUGCACUGUUUACUCAAUUUAAAAGUUUCAAAUUAGCAAUGAAAUAUAUUUGUUGUCUUAAUCUGUCAUUUUAAUCUCUAGUUCUCCAUACAGAACAUAUGUACAUAGGACUUGCAGCACAAGUCAUUCCUAUUUCAUUGCCAAUAUUUGUACAGUCAACCAACUUAGUACAAAAGUUGAAUAUACAUGCUACAAACAGCCAAUACAAGAUAUUGACAGAGUUUCAUCUAACUCCCGACAAUUGGAGGCAAACAAUUCAAAGUAUCCAAAUUUCUCUACUAAAGCUAUAUCCUCUUGCCGGCCAUAUCCUCUCGCCGUUGGGUACACAGUUGAGUCCCCAGGCUACAUCUUGCGCAUGAUAUGUCUGUGUAUUAGGCACAUUUGUGUUUGCAGAUAUGUGGCUGCUAGUUGUAAUCUAGUUUUGUGGAACAUGCGUAGUAGAUGGGACUGCUAUCUAGUACAUGUAUAAUUAGUAGACGUGACUGCUCCAAUAGUAGAAGGAACACUAGAGUUGGACCCGUCUUUUAAUGUAUCACAUGUCGAUCUAUAUUUGCCUGUCGACAUUAGAUGGAACACUAGAGUUGGAGCCAUCAGUAGAUGUAUCACCCGUUGAUAUUUUCUUGCACGUCGACAGUAGAUGGAACCUUAUCGUUGGAGCUUCCAGUAGAUGUAUCACAUGUUCAUAUAUGCUUGCAUGUCGACAGUAGAUGGAACACUAGCAUUGGCCGCCGUCAAUAGAUGUAUCACUUGUCGAUAUUUGCAUGCAUGUCGAUAGUAGAUGGAACAUUAUCGUUGUCGCUGUUAGUAAACUCCAUGUAACUUUUCUAUGGUGUAACCUGUAAUUGAACUCCUUGUAAGUUUUCUUUGGUGUAACCAUUGUUUCUUUCAUCUAUUUUUAAAAUAAUGUAACAUGUAAAUAAAAAUUGAACUAUAUACUGUGUUCUACAUGUAAUCCACAAGAUGCUGCAGUCUAAGUUCAGUUCUUAAUGAAAUACAUUAGUUGUAACAUGUAACCAUUGUGUUCAAAUCGUUUUUAGAUGUUGCAGCUAUUUUAGGCUAAUUAUUUAGAUGUAAUCCACUUCCUGCUAUAGUACACUAGUUUUCAUGUCAGGUCGAUGGAUGGCAAAUCAGCACUAAACUUAAGGAUGCAGCAAAUCAAGUUGCAGUUUUGCAGAACCAGAUCUGAAGAAACAGAGGAUGUAGCAAACAAGAAUCAGAUUGCCCAAACUUACAGGUGAUUGGCGGGGGAAGAGUUCUUGUAUGUGCUUCGGGAUUUCUGAACUAGGGGAUGUAGCAAAUCAACACUGAACAUAAUGAUGUAGUAAAUCAAGCUGCAGUUUUGCAGAACCAGACCUGAAGAACCACAGGAUGUAGCAGAAUGUCCUUUCCGUC